Messenger RNA from Aspergillus candidus, 618 nucleotides. RefSeq lists its product as uncharacterized. The transcript has a single exon. Bases 106 to 504 code for a protein of 132 amino acids. The record is from RefSeq and is a predicted model, not a curated record. Lineage: Eukaryota; Fungi; Ascomycota; Eurotiomycetes; Eurotiales; Aspergillaceae.
CUGUCAUCUUACCACAAAAACAAGAAUUCUCCUUGAUCUCUAUCACUGCGUACAUUAUACUCGUUUCAGACCACUAUCCAAAAAAUAAAGAAAAACAAAAAAAAAAUGGUCGACUCAUCCCCCACCUCCUCUGAACAGGCACGGUCGAUGCAGCCUCAGGUACCCGAGUCGGACCCUCCGCCCUACACCACUACUACUGCUACUGCUACUCCACUCCGCUCCACCCAACCCGGCAAUUCCUCUACCACCACUACCACCACCACUGCCUCGCCUGCCAUCGCAUCCACCACCACUACCACAACCAAGAACCAACCCCUCUCCUGGUUCAAAUCCCUCGUCAAAUUCUUCAGCAGAUCCCCCGAGUCGAUCGAAUCCCGCCGUCGGAAGAAAUCCAGACGACAGUACAGCCAGCGGAUUCGCGCCCGCGAGAGAGAACUCCGCACCAGGAGAGAAGGCACCCCGAGCUUCUUUGUGGGCCCUCCGGGUAGUACUGCUACUUGUUGAUAUUCUGCUUUUCGGGGGGUGUAUGAUGGAGAGCGCAUAUACGUAUAUGCGGUUGAAUUGUUGAAUUGUUGGAUUGGCUUCUUCGUCUAUCGCAAUCUUCGAAAGUGUUGCACG